CAUAGUAAGCUCAUUUUCGCUGUUCGUUCUUGAAUACACUCUAAUUUCUCGAAUUCAAAUAUGAUUUUGAUACUGCAUAUGGAAGGAAGGAAGCAUUUUUUGCCUUGCUGAAUUUAUAUGCAUGAAAGUAACGGUGGAAAAAAGAAAGUACAAAGCAGGCUGAAAAAGCCUCAGCUGAACCGUGGCAUCUUUCUAAUCUACCACUUAUACAUGGAUGACGAAAAGGGAAGGGCUUCUUAUGACAGCUCUGUCAGUGAUGAAUAGAUGAAUGAAUGAAUUCUUACAUGUUCAGAACUCACAACACGUGUUCCAGACCCUUCAAUGCAUAAAGGAGUAGUGAAAUCUCAGUAUUGAACUAAGACAGUAAAGAAAGACAGCGUCGUGCCUGCCACAUUUGAGGAGAAAGAGACCAGCAUACUUCAGAGAUAGCAGAAACAAAAGAAUGUGCUACAGUGUCUGAAGAAUCUGACAUUUGCUUUGUCUGUCGAAAGGAAUAAAGAAAUUUUGCGUGUUUGGCAAAAUAAAUUCCCUAGUCUUUAUAAUCAAUUAGAAGAAUAGUGAAUUUUAGUAAAGUCGGAGGGUGUAUUUUUGAAAAACAAAUGUGGCCUGGAUUUUGUGAGCUUAUUGUAAACACUAGAUAAAGGCAAGCUGUGGUAGUUUACUGAGCCUUUUUAACAGAUCAGGUAAAAUGAAAUUGAACCAAGACCCAGGGGAAAAAAAUCUGAAUUAAUUAAUUUUUUUUGACAUUUUGUUAGGACUUGGAUUUUUACGUGUACACAAAUGUGUGUUGGGGAAAACACAUUCAAACUUGAAACAGAUUUUUCAGAUCUUUGCAGCUUUUUAAUGUGAUUUUACAGUGCCUGAGAGGAGACAGAAGUACGAACAUCUGAUCAGAGACACUGGCUGCAGUUCUUCAUGACUGAGGCAAAUUUAGGACCAAGACUUAUUUUUAGAGAUUGGGAGAAAAAGAUUGAAAAUAAUGGGCUGCUUUGCCAGUCUGUGACAGAGUAUCACUAGCCAGAAGCAAGUGAGAGUGAGAAGGAAUUGUUAGCUCUGGCAAUAGCUGAGAGUUUAAAAUAUGGAUGAUUCAAGUAUUCUGAGGAGGAGGGGGUUACAGAAAGAACUCAGUCUCCCUAGAAGAGGAAGCUUUUGUCGGACGAGCAAUAGGAAGAGCUUGAUUGUAACAUCCAGCACAUCUCCAACACUCCCACGACCACACUCCCCAUUGCAUGGACAUACAGGUGGCAGUCCUUUGGACAGUCCCAGGAAUUUCUCUCCUAAUGCACCUGCUCAUUUUUCCUUUGUACCUGCCCGCAGCCAUGGACACAGAGCAGACAGAACCGAUGGGCGCCGCUGGUCCCUGGCCUCUCUUCCUUCCUCUGGAUAUGGAACAAACACUCCCAGUUCAACCGUUUCCUCAUCAUGCUCAUCCCAGGAGAAGCUGCACCAGCUGCCCUUUCAGCCGACGGCCGAUGAACUUCAUUUUCUGACAAAGCAUUUCAGUACCGAGAGUAUCACUGACGAAGAAGGACGUAAUUCUCCAGCCAUGCGGCCACGAUCUCGCAGUCUCAGUCCUGGUCGUUCCCCGAUUUCCUUUGACAGCGAAAUAGUAAUGAUGAAUCAUGUGUACAAAGAAAGAUUUCCAAAGGCCACAGCACAGAUGGAGGAACGGCUGGCUGAGUUUAUUGCUUCUAAUGCUCCAGAGAACGUACUGCAAUUAGCAGAUGGGGUCCUAAGCUUCAUUUAUCAUCAGCUUAUUGAGCUGUCCAGAGACUGCCUAGAUAAAUCACGUGAAGGUCUUAUUACUUCCCGGUACUUUCAUGAGCUGCAGGAAAACUUAGAGAAACUCCUACAGGAUGCCCACGCGCGAUCGGAGAGCUCGGAGGUAGCUUUUGUUACCCAGCUUGUGAAAAAGCUGAUGAUCAUCAUUGCACGACCUGCUCGGCUGCUUGAGUGCCUGGAGUUUGAUCCCGAAGAGUUCUACCACCUGUUAGAAGCUGCCGAAGGUCAUGCCAAGGAAGGGCAAGGAAUUAAAUGCGACAUUCCUCGUUAUAUUAUCAGCCAGCUGGGCCUUACCCGGGAUCCCCUGGAGGAAAUGGCCCAGCUGAAUAGUUAUGACAGCCCAGACACUCCCGAGACCGAUGAUUCAGUUGAGAGCCGUGGAGCUCCUGCGCCGCCGAAGAAAACUCCCUCUGAAGAGGAGUUUGAAACCAUUAAGCUAAUCAGCAACGGAGCGUAUGGGGCUGUGUAUUUGGUACGGCACAAGACUACCCGCCAGCGCUUUGCCAUGAAGAAGAUCAACAAACAGAACCUAAUUUUGAGAAACCAGAUCCAGCAGGCCUUUGUGGAGAGAGACAUCCUGACCUUUGCUGAGAACCCCUUUGUAGUCAGUAUGUUCUGCUCCUUCGAGACUAAACGCCACCUGUGCAUGGUUAUGGAGUACGUGGAAGGAGGAGAUUGCGCCACACUCCUAAAGAAUAUCGGAGCCCUCCCUGUUGAUAUGACCAGGAUGUAUUUUGCGGAGACAGUGCUGGCAUUGGAGUACCUACACACUUAUGGCAUUGUCCACCGGGACCUAAAGCCUGACAAUCUUCUGAUAACAUCCAUGGGCCACAUUAAGCUAACAGAUUUUGGACUCUCUAAAAUUGGGUUAAUGAGUCUCACAACUAAUCUGUAUGAAGGCCACAUUGAGAAAGAUGCAAGAGAGUUUGUGGAUAAGCAGGUGUGUGGGACUCCAGAAUACAUUGCCCCGGAAGUGAUCUUGCGGCAGGGGUAUGGAAAGCCUGUGGAUUGGUGGGCCAUGGGAGUUAUCCUGUAUGAGUUUUUGGUUGGCUGCGUCCCUUUCUUUGGUGACACACCAGAAGAGCUGUUUGGACAGGUGAUCAGCGAUGAAAUUGCCUGGCCGGAAGGGGAUGAGGCAUUACCUCCAGAUGCCCAGGACCUCACCGCUAAACUUCUCUGUCAAAACCCUCUGGAAAGACUGGGAACAGGUAGUGCCUAUGAGGUGAAAGAGCACCGGUUCUUUAAAGAUCUAGACUGGAAUGGAUUACUUCGACAGAAAGCAGAAUUUAUUCCACAGCUGGAAUCCGAGGAUGACACUAGCUACUUUGACACUCGCUCUGAACGGUACCAACAUGUAGAUUCAGAAGAAGAUGAAGACACAAAUGAUGAUGAUCAUGUAGAAAUUAGGCAGUUCUCAUCUUGCUCCCCACGGUUCAGUAAGGUAUACAGCAGUAUGGAACGUCUUUCCAUCCACGAAGAGAGGAAAACCCCACCAACUAAGCGCAGCCUGAGUGAGGAAAAAGAUGAUCGUCUAGACAGCCUUGGGGGUCUGAAAAGUCGGGACCGCAGCUGGGUGAUUGGCUCUCCAGAAAUACUCCGUAAGCGCUUGUCCAUGUCUGAGUCCUCGCACACAGAGAGCGACUCCAGUCCACCGCUCACUGUUCGGCGGCGCUGUUCAGGGCUGCUCGACAUGCCCCGCUUUGCCAUCUCAGCCGAGGAAGAAGGACUCGCCCCCAAAAAGCAACAGUCAGAUGGAACGUUACUGUCGGCCGUACAGUCACGUGAAGGGCACCCACUACCUAUUCUAGAACAACCUGUAGAGCGAGAACAGCACUUGGAUGAGGACGCUGGGCCAACAACACCCUCUUCAACCACCAGCAACAUCAGCAGCUCAACCCUGUCAGCCGGGGGCACUACAGAUUUUUCUGAUCAGCGCAUUCGUAGCAACAGCAACGAGGGUCCUGAUUUUACCACUCCAAAAGCCAUCAGCGACUUGGCAGUGCGGCGGGCCCGGCACCGGUUGCUCUCCGGGGAAUCGGGGGAGAAACGUACCUCGAGACCUGUCAACAAAGUGAUUAAAUCAGCUUCAGCUACAGCCCUCUCCCUCCUGAUUCCCUCGGAUCACCACACGUGCUCACCGUUGGCGAGUCCAAUGUCCCCUCAUUCUCUGUCCUCCAACCCAUCUUCAAGGGACUCCUCACCAAGCCGAGACUUUUCUCCUGCUAUCACAAACCCCAAACCACCCAUCACAAUCCACCGGGCUGGGAAGAAAUAUGGCUUCACGCUUCGUGCUAUUCGCGUCUACAUGGGGGAUAGUGACAUCUACGCCGUGCAUCACAUGGUCUGGCAUGUGGAAGAAGGAGGCCCUGCGAAUGAAGCAGGUCUGCGGGAAGGGGAUCUGAUAACCCAUGUCAACGGAGAACCUGUCCAUGGUCUGGUGCAUACUGAAGUGGUGGAACUGAUCCUUAAGAGUGGAAACAAGGUAUCUAUCUCUACUUCCCCUUUUGAGAACACAUCAAUCAAAGUUGGGCCAGCUCGGAAGCCCAGCUACAAAUCCAAGAUGGCUCGGAGGAACAAGAAAAGCAAAGCUAAAGAUGGGCAAGAAAGUAAGAAGAAGAGUUCUUUGUUCAGGAAGAUCACAAAGCAGGCAUCCUUGCUGCACACCAGCCGCAGCUUAUCUUCACUUAACCGCUCUCUGUCCUCUGGGGAAAGCGUUCCUGGUUCUCCAACCCACAACCUGUCCCCUCGGUCACCUACACAGAGCUACAGAUCUACUCCUGAGUCUGUACAUUCAGUUGGUGGAAAUUCUUCCCAAAGCAGCUCCCCCAGUUCCAGUGUCCCCAACUCUCCAGCCAGCUCUGGACACAUCCGACCGAGUUCUUUGCAUGGACUAGCCCCAAAGCUUCAACGACAGUAUAGAUCUCCACGGCGUAAAUCUGCAGGAAACAUCCCUCUCUCACCACUAGCCCACACUCCCUCACCAACCCCACAGUCCACAUCGCCACAGCGUUCACCUUCACCUUUGCCAGGACAUUCUGUAGGCAGCUCCAGUAUUAUUCAGUCUUUUCCUGUCAAGUUACAUUCCUCCCCGCCUCUAGUAAGACAGAUCUCCAGACCCAAAAGUGCUGAGCCCCCCAGGUCUCCUUUGCUGAAGAGAGUCCAGUCAGCUGAGAAACUGGCUGCCUCGCUGUCCUCUGAAAAGAAGCUGGCUUCCUCUCGCAAACAUAGCUUGGAUAUCUCCCACUCUGAAUUUAAGAAGGAGAUGCUACAAAGGGAUCCUAGUCUCCAAAGUUUGCAGGAGUCUGCGAAUGAAACAACAGGUGGUAAAGUUGGGCUAGCGGAAAAAGGGACACUGCAAAAGCCAUCUUCCAGGAAGCUAGGUGCUAUUCGACAAGACAGAGUCGAGAGGAGAGAGUCACUACAAAAACAAGAGGCUAUUAGGGAAGUAGAUUCCUCCGAAGAUGAAACGGAUGAUGGUUCAGAGGAUAGUCAAGAUGGGAGAAGAUUGGAGAGGCAACCCUUCAGAGGAGAAAAGGGCUCCGACUCCUUUAAUGAUAAGUUUUCUUCCAAACUGGAAAGCAAAGACAGUCUGGAGGAUGAUGCUUUUCUCACUGACGAUCCAAAAGGUACAGCCGACUUGCAGAAGGCAACUAAUCAGCCUCCAAGGGCUGUCUCAGAGAUGCUGCCAACUAGCAUGCCUCAGUCACAGUCCAAGAUCCUCACCAGAACGUCUCCAGGAGAAUGUGGCAAAUAUGAAAAGCCACCGCUAGCAAAAGAGCCUAAAUUGCCAGAAAGCAAAACCGUUCAGGAAGAGAGCAUCAGAUACACUGGGGGGGAAAGUAUCCGUUGCAUGGAAGAUACAAAGAGCCCCCCUGGGAGGUUCAUUCAGUUUGAGAAAAACCACCCUUCUGGGGUCACGCAUGGUAAAGAUGCUCCAAAGGAAUCUGUGUUGACAGAAAUCAGUCAAAAAAAGCAAGAUCCUAACCCUUCACCAGCACUUCCUUCUUGUUGCACAGCAGAUAGGAACUCUCCUGUAUCGCUAAGCCAAACGGACUGCAGAGUAACAGAUUGCAGGCAGGAACUUCGAGCUGCAGAACAAAGCAGCCAAUGGCAACAUCCGGCCACUGUAAACGAAACGUCUCCAAAAAGUCCAGCUGCUGAAAAACCGCAAAGCCCGUGCCAGGCAGAGGAGUCGGCAGAGGGCAAGAAUCCAUUAAAUGCCAGGAAAAUGAGCCCAAGGGAUGCAAUGGGUGCUUCACCUUCAACUCCCUACGGCCCAAUUGCUGGUGAAAUGGCCCUUUCGGUGUCUCCGUUACCAACGGUCGCUCAAAGCGUCUUGGGCCCAGUGAAGCUUGGCAUGUCAGGUACUAGAAAGUUGGAAGCAGAUCUUGAGUUCCCCCAAACGGACCCAACUUGUAAGAAAGAUUCCAAACAAAGAAAGCAGGAAACGUUAAAGAUGGGAGAAGAUCAAGACAGAGAGAAACUUCUUAGCACAGACAAUCUGAACACCUGUGCACCCUACACAGAGCCAACAAGUCCAGCAAAGUCUUGGGAGCUGUCCUGUUCCCUGACAGCAAAGAAAGAACCAGGUUUUGGCAGUUCUCAACCACUUGAAGCCAUAGGAGAUAACAGGAAAACGUCUCCAUCAAAAGAUCUACCACAUACCCUGGAAAUUCAAAGUCCUAGGGCAUCUCCUCUGCCAGCGGACAGCCUGCAGCUCUGUAAAGAGGAGACUCUGAUGCUGGGAAACAGCAAAGAGGCGGGAAGUCAAUUAAAGAUACAAGACUUUCCAUUGUCGCAAGACAGCGUUGUAAAGAAAGCAUAGCAGGAGCCCUGGAUACGUGCACUUGAGUACUCUACAUUCAGAAACAGAGACGGCAUGUUUGGAUUUUGUAAUAUACACUAAUACAGAAUAGGACCGUGGACAUCUAUUUUUGGGAGGGUUGUUUUUUCAUACUGCUUUUUUGCCUUUUUUUCAUCUUUGCAAUUCUAUUUUUGUACAUGACGUGCUUGCCACUUGAGGUCUCUUUGGAACAGGGUAUCUUUAAAGCAUAACUAUGAAAUAGUUUGCUGACUUUUUUUUACUUUGGUUUGCCCUCAGUUUGGGCUGUGCUGGGCAUUUCCCGCCAGUUUUGCAUUUAUUCAGAUCCCAAAGAACUACUUUGUGCAAAAUAGGCAGCUGACGUUAAAACCUCUCUCGCUUUUCAACUUUCUCUUUCACAUUGCAUCUGUUUCUUCCCAAAUUUUCAGUUAUUUACAAGCCAGUUUCUCUAUGGCAAGGAGGAAAAAAAAAUUGUUAAUAGGUUAUUCGAAAUUCAAGCCUUCUUCAGUGCAACUCAGAUCCUUUUCUUUCUCUGUCACUUUACAUAUCCUCCAGUCCCACGCAUAUCUAUCUUAGAGUUCAUUGCUGCUACAUUGUCAGUUUGGAGUACAGAGAACAGCCCUAUAUUUUUUUAACUCAUUUUUUUAAAACUUUCUCUCAAAUGGAAGCUCAAAGAAACUAGUGUCCGAUCUGUAGCAUGUUUAUUUUUACUUUGUUUUACAGGACACAUGGCACCUCUCUCCUCCAUCUUUUAACAUUUUAAUUGUGUUUUCUCCCCUUUUACCUGCCUUCUUUCUAGUCUGCCCUGAUCCGGAACAAACAGUGACCCCACCAGGAGGGACACAGUUGUGUUUAAAAUAAUAAUGCGGAUACAUGUAGCACCCUCAAACUAUGUUAACUUCAUGGCAUAUCAGCACGAGCGACCUCUCCCUCUUAGGACGGCUCUCAGUAAUUCUGGGGGAGUUUUAAGUAUUUCUGCCAGUUCUGAAACAGAGCUUGAGAAACCCAGCAAGGGUUCUGACUUUGCCUGUCUUCUUAGAGAGUACUCUAAAAUGUUGUUCCCUUUAACUCAUCAAGUGAUGUGGAUGAGCGGCAACCAGACUUCAAAACAACACACACGAUAGUUCAAGAUUUUACCUUCGGUAGCUAGACCAUUUCCACUUCUCAGUUCCCCUGGUUUUAUUAAAAAUUUGUACGAUCCCCUGGUUUCUAGCAUUUCUGUGCUUGAAAUGUGACCAGUUCUGAAUCACAUUAUUUUGGGAUGAUUAGAUCUGUAAUAAAAUGCUGACAAAUAUGUAGUAUAACAUCUCUCUGGCAUUCUGAGCCAUUUCCUGACUAGCCUAUUGUCAAAGAAUGCUACUGUCAUUCAUCAUAGAAUGCUCUUGGCUUUCACUCCAACCUUGUCUAACAGAGUCUCUCUGUGCUUGGAAAGCCUGCAAUAGCUAGUGACCCAAUUAAUUGGUCUUCUUGGAGAGGAACAUUUCUGAAUGGCGACUGUACUUGGCAGCAGUGCACCUGUUGAAGAGCUGCAUCUAUUGGUCCAAUUUCAUUAUCCGGCUGUUUUCCAUUAUAAAAACCUCUUCUGCACUUUGAAUGUCUACUUAUGUUCCCUACCCAUAUCUUUGGUGUAGGAAUACACUUUUUCCUGACACUCUCUCAGACUUCUUCAAUUCCUGAUGCAUAUAUACCAAGCAUCUCUGGAUUUCUUGGCCUGCCUUUUUCUCUAGAACCAUUUUGUCAUUCUGUAAGUGAUUUUGGAUGCCGAGAUUUCAUUUCUGGACCAACUUUUGUUUUGAGGUUAUUUUUAUAUUCAAGUAACUGUUUACUUUGUGUGUGCACACGCGUUUACUGUAAUGUUGUUAAGAAUGAACAGGCUUCUUAAUGCACUAGCUGAAGCAUCACCACUCCCAAGUAAUGGAUCAAUAGCCCCGGCAGUUAAUGGUAGACCUACUGUCUCUUUGAGCCUUGCUCUGGAACACAUGAGCUAGUCAGGUGCACAUAGGUGGCGAUUGACAAUUACAAACCCUUGAUUCGCCCAAUCAGAGCGCUUCACUUGCCAGCCUCUUGAAGCACUCUCUAUUUGGAUAAACAUGUCUUCAUGUGUUGAUUUCAUGACAAUAAGUAAGUGCAGGUUUUGCUGCUGCUAUCUGAUCUGACUGGUUUUCUUCCUCGUGAGUUGAUCCAUUAGGAAGUUUUGAAGAAGAAAGUUCCAGCUGGCAAUCAGACUAAAAUAAAAUGGGCAUCGUCUGAAACUAACCCCCUAAAAAUGCCUGAUUUUUUGGAAAACCUAUUAAAUUUAAUUCCUUGUAA
This is a messenger RNA of Pelodiscus sinensis (Chinese soft-shelled turtle), 8914 nucleotides long. RefSeq names its product microtubule associated serine/threonine kinase 2 (gene MAST2). Gene Ontology annotation, biological process: cytoskeleton organization; intracellular signal transduction; peptidyl-serine phosphorylation. Lineage: Eukaryota; Metazoa; Chordata; Testudines; Trionychidae. The record is from RefSeq and is a predicted model, not a curated record. Gene Ontology annotation, molecular function: magnesium ion binding; microtubule binding; ATP binding. Gene Ontology annotation, cellular component: microtubule cytoskeleton.